AUAUUGAUAUUCAACAUUCUGCAUUUUAUUUCCGAAUCAUUAUCUUCAUUUUUUUAAAUUGUUUAUUCUUUGAAAUUAAGAGUAAAAGAGUGGCAGUUUAGUCUAAAUAUAUGUGAGUGCCAUGAUCUGAUUAUUUUUAUAUAUCUAAAAAAAACAUUAAUAAUAACAACAACAACAACAACAACAACAAAAUAAAGAAAAAUGAAUGAGGAUUCGCUUCUAGUUUUGAAUUGCGUUGAAAACUUUUUGCCUGCAUUCGGAACAAAGUUAAAAAAUGUACGUGGAAUUUUUAACCAACACGAAAAAGAAAUUCCUGAAAUAUGGAUUCAACCUCCGACGCCGAAGAGUAAAAAAAACCAUAGCUUACAAAUUGAUAAAAUGCUUUCAAAAUCAUUUGAAAAUUUUCAGAACGUUUUAAAACGACAAUCUGAUUUUUUUUCUAUAAAUGUGCUGCAUGACAAAAAGAAAGCAAAAGGAGACGACGAGAUAAAAUUAGAGGAAGAAAAGCUUGUGAAGACUCGUUCCUUAGGAUAUUUAGGCGGAAUGGACUACUUACAAGUUCCUGGACAUAAAAAUCGACGUCACAGUAUGCCAUGCUUAAGUCAAUUACCAAAUCAUAAGUUAAAACAAUACUAAAAUAACUUUACUAAUUUAUACGUGUUUGGACUUAUUGUACAUAAAUUUUACUUGUUAUAAUACAUAAAGAAUAAUAUCAAAUAAGAAAAUUGUUACAAAAACAAUUAUUUUUGUGUUGCGUUUUUGUAACAUCUUUGACGUUUAUCUUUGAUAAUGUUUACACUGAUUGGAAAAAUAAAUUUAUCAAAAAACUGCAUAGUUUAAAUUUAUAUAUGUUUACAAGAAAAAAUAAUAUA
Hydra vulgaris (swiftwater hydra) is the source of this 872-nucleotide messenger RNA. NCBI's taxonomy places the organism in Eukaryota, Metazoa, Cnidaria, Hydrozoa, Anthoathecata, Hydridae. The record is from RefSeq and is a predicted model, not a curated record.